Molecule: messenger RNA, 4274 nt
Organism: Anguilla rostrata (American eel)
Lineage: Eukaryota; Metazoa; Chordata; Actinopteri; Anguilliformes; Anguillidae
Gene: acsm3
Product: acyl-CoA synthetase medium chain family member 3
Exons: 14
Coding region: 257-2032 (591 amino acids)
Biological process (GO): fatty acid biosynthetic process; acyl-CoA metabolic process
Cellular component (GO): mitochondrial matrix
Molecular function (GO): fatty acid ligase activity; fatty-acyl-CoA synthase activity
Source: RefSeq, a predicted model, not a curated record
CUGGUCUAAAAAAAAAAAAAAAAAAAAACGGCCGUAGAAUGUAAAAGCCCCAAACGUAAAUGCGUAGGAUAGGCCUAAUCACGAAGCUGGUUACCAGGCGUUACUUUUUAUGAACAAAGUACGUUUGCUAAAAUUUCCUAGCUUUUGACAUGAUUCUGUGAAACACUGCUCGAACUGCAAACGCGCAGUUCAAAGCAAGCCAGGGCUUGGCUGUUAUUUCUUGACAUGCCACAGAAGACAGCGCAGCCAAAAGAGGAUGAUGAGGUUUAAGUGCAUAAUGGGAGCGCUCUCUUUCCGUCUUGGAGUACAAAUACAGAGAAAGGACAUUUCAUGCAGUACAAGGGUGUGGUGUCAGAUCCAAAGACAUAAAACAGGUUUUCCAAACAACUUCAAAGAAUAUGAACACCUCAGGCAGCUCUACACCCCAGAAGUACCUGACUAUUUUAAUUUUGCCAAGGACGUGUUGGAUAAGUGGGCUGAGAAGGAGAAGCGUGGAGAAAAAACUCCAAACCCGGCCCUGUGGUGGGUAAAUGACCAAAGGAAUGAGAUCAAAUGGAGUUUUGAAGAACUUGCGUUCCAUUCAAGAAGAGUAGCCAAUGUUCUGUCAGGUCCCUGCAAACUCCAGAAGGGAGACAGAGUGCUUUUAAUCCUACCCAGAAUCCCAGAGUGGUGGUUGGUAAAUGUGGCAUGCCUGAGAACAGGUAUGGUACUGAUCCCUGGGACCACUCAACUUACAGCCAAGGAUAUCCUCUACAGGCUGCAUACCUCCAAAGCUAAGUGCAUCAUAACAGAUGAAUCUUUGGCACCUGUACUGGAUGCUGUGGCCGCUGAAUGUUCUUCUCUCAAAACAAAACUCCUGGUGUCAGACAGGAAGAGAGAAGGAUGGAUGAACUUUGGUGAGCUUUCAAGGACAGCAUCCAGUGGCCAUAUCUGUGCAGAAACUAAAAGUGAAGACCCAAUGGCAAUCUUCUUCACCAGUGGUACUACAGGUUUUCCAAAAAUGACUGAACACAGCCAAUGCAGCUUUGGGAUUGGGUUGACUGUCAACGGCAGGUACUGGCUGGAUUUGACAGAGCGAGAUGUGUUGUGGAACACCUCAGACACGGGCUGGGCCAAGACUGCCUGGAGCAGUGUCUUUGCUGCCUGGAUACAGGGAGCAUGUGUGUUUGUACAUCAGAUGCCACGGAUGGAGACCACCACAGUGCUUGAGACACUAUCCAUUUAUCCCAUUUCGACCUUCUGUUCAACCCCAACAGCAUAUAGAAUGCUAGUACAAGAAGACCUCUCUAGGUACAAGUUUCAAAACUUGCAGCACUGCUUGUCUGCAGGAGAGCCCAUUAACCCUGAAGUGAUGGAAAAAUGGGAAAGCAACACAGGACUUAAUAUCUAUGAAGGAUAUGGCCAGACUGAAACUGUUUUGAUUGCUGGUACAUUUAAAGGGAUGAAAAUCAAACCUGGGUCGGUCGGGAAGCCAUCUCCUGCAUAUGAUGUACAGGUUGUGGACGAUGCUGGUGAGGUCCUGCCUUCUGGAUCUGAGGGAAACCUGGCCAUCAGAGUGACACCUCACAGGCCCUUCUGCCUCUUCUCUGGAUACACUGAUGACCUGGAGCGAACGGCACAAUGCUACAAAGGGGAUUUCUAUCUGACAGGAGACCGGGGAAUAAUGGAUGAGGACGGCUACCUUUGGUUUGUGGGUCGUUCAGAUGAUGUCAUUCUGUCAUCUGGGUAUCGUAUUGGUCCUUUUGAAAUAGAAAAUGCACUGAUUGAGCAUGAAGCUGUGGCAGAAUCAGCUGUGGUUAGCAGUCCUGAUGCCAUCCGGGGAGAGAUCGUAAAGGCUUUUGUUGUACUGAAACCUGCAUUUAAGUCACACAGUCAAGAUCAACUCGCAACUGAACUCCAGAAUCAUGUUAAGAAAGUAACAGCUCCAUAUAAAUAUCCACGUAAGAUCGAGUUUGUCGAACAACUGCCAAAGACAUUGAGCGGCAAAAUAAAAAGAGCUGAACUACGGAAUAAAGAGUGGGGAAGACCGUGAAGUACAAAAGCCAGGUGUCAACUAAAAUUGUAAAACUGAUUGAUUCGAUCCUGGAUGCCGAUUGGCUGAGACCACGUUCUACAGCGAUUGUAAGACCAAUACAGUAACAGUUAUUCAAACAGCCUGUUUGUAAAUAGUAUCACAUCGCACACAAACAGUAUUUAUUUUGUAACAUUACCUAUACCUGUGUCAUCAGUGAAUUGUUUCUAUAUGUUCUAACCAUUUUAUAAAAGCUAUACAACACUUCAGGCCAUGCUGAAUCGUUAAUAGUCACAGCUAAAGGAAGUUGCAGGUGCUUCAAUUCGCGUUGUGCCUAACAAUGCCCCUGUAACCAUGACUGUAUUCACGACACUGCACGGCCUCUCGUUUUGUAUCGCUUAUGCCGCUUACUUUGGCUUCUGAGUGGCAUAUCUGGUUUAAGGCAUUUGCAUGUACAGUACAGUAGAACACAAGUACAUUAGAAAUACAAACUUAAGAAGUAGACUGACCAAUCAAUCGAACAUGGGUUGCACCUGAAAGUAGUAUACACAAUAAUGCCUUUUCAAGAUCUAUUAUAGAUAUGGCAGACUGGGUAAGCUCAAGGGAUAAUUAAAGGAGUAACAUGGUGGUUUUCACACUCAGUUUUGUGUGCUAUUUGCACAAGAGGCAUUGAAGAAAUACAAUGAGUAAAGUAUUAAAUGUGUCCGUUCUUUAUUUUUGGAGAAAUAUGCGUUUUCAAUUUAUCGUCUGAUUUUCAGCCGGUUGAGAAUGUUCUCCUUGUAGUGUGUCACACGAGGAUAACCACUCCCCUUUCCACACCCCGUAAUCUGAAAUCUGACCGAACACACCGUCCUGCUACAAGUGUGCUGUGAAGUUUAGGUAGAAAACAACAAGGCUGAAUCCUUAUGACGUAAUUUACAUAGAAACUAAUACGCACAGAUCGCAUAGUUUCACUCACUGUGGCCAAGUGGAAUCGAUAGCGUUUCAAAAAAUAUAUAACUUUAAAAGGUUUAAUUCAAUCUUCUACUGGGACUUUUGCCGUCUAUUGAGGGUGUGAAAGAAAAUUUCGGUGCCGCUGACUAUAAUCGAAUGUUUCAGAUUUACCGUUCGAUUGAGCAAGUAUCAUUCUAAGUAUAUUUUUAUGGGUUUAUUGCUGUCCCAUUGUGCUAGCUACUUCACAUUAACCUCGUACGGCGAUAAGUAAAGGCUAACAGCACAGCACCACUUAAUUAUAGUCACUUCUAUCACCACUGUAAUGAACCAAAAAAAAACAAAAAACAAACUACCUUUUCUGUGAGAAAUGUAUUGUCGAGCUCACGCGCAUACACUGCUGGCGACAUUCUAAAGCUCUAUUUUGCCCUCCCUGCUGUCAGCCAGAUUGCUGUGAUAGCUCAUUCUAAAUCAUAUUUGGGGACCCAUGUAUGACUCGUGACCCAUAGUUUGUGCUGCUGGCUUAGAGGCAAGACAAUGCAAAUAUUUGACUAAUGUUAGGUUCACUUAUUAGAGUGCCUUUUAAGGACUAUUAGGCUAUCUCUGGUUGGUUAUAUUCAUUUAUAGCUAGCUAUGUAGUUUGCUUUCAUAAUGUAAUGUUAUCGAUAACGUUAGCUAGCUAGUUUGCUUUCAUAAGGACGUUGUAGUUGUGGUUUUAUCUUAACUUGGCUAGCUAGCUAGCAAAAAUUAUUAUUGGAUAUAAGUCAAUGUCCUUAGCUAUCGAUACUAAGUUAGCUAGCUGAGUUAGCGUCUCCCAAGAUGAGCGCAUAUCAUGGAGGUAGCUAUGGUAACAGGGCACGGUCUGUCAAUCAUAGCUAACUGACAGUUCUCAUUACCACGCCCAGAUAGUUCGGGUGAACUUUUAUAGUGGGAAAUUUAGGCUUGGAAAUAUACGUUUUAAAAUACAUUUAAAUGACUGAAUAAAAAAAAAAAUAUAUGCACAUUUGUUUUGUUGUUGCCUAAAGACAACUGGCAAGUGUCUCAAUCAACCACCAUGUUACUCCUUUAAGUAAUCACGUGUGUUCCUGAGCAGUUAGAUUAUUUUACAGCUGGGCAGAACAACUUAAAGGUGUUUUUCUUAUGAUCUGAUUUGGUGGGAACUAGAAGAGUACAUACAUGCUUGGAUCAGUGCAGAAAUGUGAUCAGUAUGAAUAGUUUUUUAGAACACAGAGUAUACGUAUGAGCUUGCUGCUUUGUUUCAGAGAAGGCACCAUACUAAUGUAUUGGGAAUUCUCUCCAUGUUGCAUGUAAUAAAGAGUGCCUUAUCACAGUU